Messenger RNA from Leptosia nina, 588 nucleotides. NCBI's taxonomy places the organism in Eukaryota, Metazoa, Arthropoda, Insecta, Lepidoptera, Pieridae. The record is from the annotation of a GenBank genome assembly.
AUGGACUUCAUAAUCGGAGGUCUCGCUGGCGCUGGUGCCACGGUCUUCACGAACCCAAUGGACGUUGUAAAGACCAGGCUCCAGCUUCAGGGCGAACUUCGUUCUAGAAAAGAACAGCCCAGACAGUACAGAGGCAUAUUCCACGGCCUCUAUGUGAUCGCGAAGGCAGAUGGAGUACUGGCCCUCCAAAAAGGUCUUACGCCAGCGAUGUUGUUUGGUUUUUGUAUGAACUCGGUUAGGCUAGGAACGUACCACGUAGCCGAAAUCCAGGGUUGGACGAAAACAAAGGACGGCGGCACAAGUGUACAGAAGGCGGCCAUAUGGGCAAGCGCCAGCGGCCUUUUCAGCGGAGUCGCCGCUAACCCCAUGUCUGUUGUGAAGACUAGAAUGCAAGCAGCAGCGCAUCCAAGCGUUGCGGUCGGCAGGCAGCAUCAGUAUAAAGGUACCCUAGACGCAAUGUAUAAAAUCUACAAGACCGAAGGUAUACGUGGUUAUUUCGCCGGAGUUCACGAAAAGGUGUAUACUGGUCUUGAUCAGUGUUACCGGAAGUUUGCAUUUCAAUGUGAUAUUGCCCAUUCAUUUUACUGA